UGGAGUAAUCAUUUUUUAAUUGAAUAUUUUUAGGAUCUUUCCUUGUUUUAUUAUAUAAAUUCUGUUUAUUUUUUAUUUCUUCCAAAAUUUGUGUUGUGAUAUAUUCUUUUCUGAUUCGCUCACCUUUUUUUACAUGUAUGGUAGUGGUACUCUCUUUCGUGAAUUUUUGCAAUUUGUCAAUGAAUUUUUCAGUCAUUAAAUUUAUAUCAUCAUAAUUGUAUACUUCAUGCCAUUUUUCGUUUUUAAGAAAAUUUCUUAAUUUAUCAUAGUUUAUAUAUUUUUUGCAAACAUUUUUUUUUACGUUAUGUGUUAUCAGUUUUUUAUUAGUGAAUAAUAACAUAGAAAAGUGAUCAGUGAUCAGAUUUCGCAAUAUGACACCAUCCACACUCGAGUUUUCUGGAUUUAUACCCUUUACGAAGAAGUGGUCCAGACAUGAUUGACUAUCUGGACGAGUAAUUCUAUUUAUGAGUGAUGUGAAACCAUACAUACUCAAAAUGUUUUUGUACUCUUCUAUGUGAAUUUCGUGGGAUAGAAGAUUUAUAUUCAUGUCGCCGAGGUCUAUGAAAUUUAGGAAAUUUUUAUGUAAGAAAUGGAAACAAACUCAAAAAUGUUCAAAGAUUUAUAUGGAAAAGAUGAGAAUAAUCAGGAAACAGAAAAGAUUGCGAAGGGAGAAGAUGAGAUUAAGGAUUACGAGGAGGAAAAAUCAUCAUUUGACUUUGAUGUUCAGUUUACAACUGAUGGAGAGAAUAUCGAAGAUAUAAAGACAGAAAGCAUAGAUAUCGUUGAUCAGUAUAUUGAUGGAAAUACUGUCCAUUUGAAUAACAGAGAUCUUAAAUGCCACUUAUGUGAAUAUGCAGCCAAAAAGGAAUCUAUACUCGAAAAGCAUAUAGAUUCUGUCCCUUUGAAAAAAGAAGAAUUUCAAUGUCCAUUAUGUGAGUUUACUUCAGCUAGAAAUGAAAACCUUGAAGUUCAUAUAAAUUCUGUCCAUUUGAAUAAGAAAGAUCAUAAAUGCCACUUAUGUGAAUAUGCUGCCAACACUAAAUAUAUACUCAAAAAGCAUGUAGAUUCUGUCCAUUUGAAUAAAAAAGAAUUUCAAUGUACAUUAUGUGCGUUUACUUCAGCUAAAAAUGGAAACCUUAAAGUUCAUAUAAAUUCUGUCCAUUUGAAUAACAAAGAUCAUGAAUGCCACUUAUGUGAAUAUGCAGCCAACACUAAAUAUAUACUCAAAAAGCAUGUAGAUUCUGUCCAUUUGAAUGAGAAAGAUCAUAAAUGCCACUUAUGUGAAUAUGCAGCCAACACUAAAUAUAGACUCAAAAAGCAUAUCGAUUCUGUCCAUUUGAAUAAAAAAGAAUUUCAAUGUACAUUAUGUGCGUUUACUUCAGCUAGAAAUGAAAACCUUAAAAUUCAUAUAAAUUCUGUCCAUUUGAAUAACAAAGAUCAUAAAUGCCACUCAUGUGAAUAUGCUGCCAACACUAAAUAUAAACUCAAAGAGCAUAUAGAUUCUGUCCAUUUGAAUAAAAAAGAUCAUAAAUGCCACUUAUGUGAAUAUGCAGCCAACACUAAAUAUAUACUCAAAAAGCAUAUAGAUUCUUUCCAUUUGAAUAAAAAAGAACAUAAAUGUCACCUAUGUGAAUAUGCAGCCAACACUAAAUAUAGACUCAAAAGGCAUAUCGAUUCUGUCCAUUUGAAUAAAAAAGAAUUUCAAUGUACAUUAUGUGCGUUUACUUCAGCUAGAAAUGAAAACCUUGAAGUUCAUAUGAAUUCUGUCCAUUUGAAUAAAAAAGAUCAUAAAUGCCACUUAUGUGAAUAUGCUGCCAACGAUAAAUAUCAACUCAAAAAGCAUAUAGAUUCUGUCCAUUUGAAAAAAAAAGAAUUUCAAUGUACAUUAUGUACGUUUACUUCAGCUAAAAAUGGAAACCUUAAAGUUCAUAUAAAUUCUGUCCAUUUGAAUAACAAAGAUCAUAAAUGCCACUUAUGUGAAUAUGCUGCCAACUAUAAAUCUCAACUCAAAAAGCAUAUAGAUUCUUUCCAUUUGAAUAAAAAAGAACAUAAAUGUCACUUAUGUGAAUAUGCAGCCAACGCUAAAUAUCAACUCAAAAAGCAUAUAGAUUCUGUCCAUUUGAAAAAAAAAGAAUUUCAAUGUACAUUAUGUACGUUUACUUCAGCUGAAAAUGGAAACCUUAAAGUUCAUAUAAAUUCUGUCCAUUUGAAUAACAAAGAUCAUAAAUGCAACUUAUGUGAAUAUGCAGCCAACACCAAAAAUAUACUCAAAAAGCAUGUAGAUUCUGUCCAUUUGAAUGAAAAAGAUCAUAAAUGCCACUUAUGUGAAUAUGCAGCCAACACUAAAUAUAGACUCAAAGAGCAUAUCGAUUCUGUCCAUUUGAAUAAAAAAGAACAUAAAUGUCACUUAUGUGAAUAUGCAGCCAACACCAAAAAUAUACUCAAAAAGCAUAUAGAUUCUGUCCAUUUGAAUGAAAAAGAUCAUAAAUGCCACUUAUGUGAAUAUGCAGCCAACAAUAAAUAUAAACUCAAAAAGCAUAUAGAUUCUGUCCAUUUGAAAAAAAAAGAAUUUCAAUGUACAUUAUGUAUGUUUACUUCAGCUAGAAAUGAUAACCUUAAAGUUCAUAUAAAUUCUGUCCAUUUGAAUAACAAAGAUCAUAAAUGCCACUUAUGUGAAUAUGCAUCCAACUAUAAAUCUCAACUCAAACAGCAUAUAGAUUCUGUCCAUUUGAAUAAAAAAAGAACAUAAAUGUCACUUAUGUGAUUAUGUAGACAAUCAGAAAGGUUACCUCAAAAAGCCUAUGGAUUGUGUCCAUUUGAACAAAAAAGAACAUAAAUGUUACUUAUGUGAAUAUGCAGCCAACGAGAAAUUUCAAGCCAAAAAGCAUAUAGAUUCUGUCCAUUUGAAUAAAAAAAGAACAUAAAUGUCACUUAUGUGAUUAUGUAGCCAAUCAGAAAGUUUACCUCAAAAAGCCUAUGGAUUGUGUCAUUUGAACAAAAAGAAUUCACAUGUCAUUUAUGCGAGUUUGUUACAGCUGGUAAAGGAAGGCAUGUAGAUUGUAUCCAUUUGAAUAAAAAAGAACAUAAAUGUCACAUAUUUUUUACAUCUAAUAUUUUUUAAUGAAGAAAUUAAUAUGUUAAUGUUGAACAUAUCCUGAUUAUAUGUGACAUAAUAAACUAUGAUAUUAU
Messenger RNA from Harmonia axyridis, 3189 nucleotides. RefSeq names its product zinc finger protein 62 homolog. Gene Ontology annotation, biological process: regulation of transcription by RNA polymerase II. The record is from RefSeq and is a predicted model, not a curated record. Bases 590 to 2749 code for a protein of 719 amino acids. The transcript is spliced from 3 exons. Gene Ontology annotation, cellular component: nucleus. Gene Ontology annotation, molecular function: RNA polymerase II transcription regulatory region sequence-specific DNA binding; DNA-binding transcription factor activity, RNA polymerase II-specific. Lineage: Eukaryota; Metazoa; Arthropoda; Insecta; Coleoptera; Coccinellidae.